CGCRAGAUCUUGUACAUUCCAAGCGUGAUAUGGUGACUGAAAUCCUUCUGUCGCAAGCCGCAAGAACCAUAAAAUAGGUAUACAUUUUUAAAAUCAAUGAACUGAACUCCGACACCUUUUCAAAUUAUCUUCGCCCAUCCUUUUUCUGAAUUUAUCAGUAUUGUUAGUAGGUUCGAGUGCUUAGAGCUCAUGAGAGUUGUGUUUACUACAAACCUGAAGUCUUUUCUUUGUAUUGGAUUAGAAAUAUUUUAAGAAAAGGAGAAAUAUUGGUUGUCAAUAAGUGGUAAAGGUAGGUCAAUUGUCAGUUCAACUGGAAGAGAACGACUCGCAGAGGCAAAAUAGCACAAAUUGCUUAACUGGUGUACAGUUCCACGACGACCAAUCASAAGCCUCGUUAUAUUAGCGAUAAGUGGAGAUCUCUUAUUGUCAUCGUAUCCUAGGAUACUGUAAAUACAAACGCCUUCUCUCAGUUAAAAAAUAGUCUUAUGAAACCACUAAAUGGGGAACAAUAGAAAGUCCAUUGAUAAUCUCAGAAUGCAAUUUUGAACAGAGAAAAAUUAACCAAGUAAAGACUCCAUCGACGUCCACGCACACUUGCGUUCAAUCAUACAAGCCGCCGAUACUUCAAAGCUGAUCUCCCCGAUCUCGUUUCCAAUUUAGUCAAUUUUGUGGGAACUUUUGGUCAGUUUGGCUACAAUGAUAUCCACUAACGAUUUGYGACCAAAACCAAACUUGCAACGAUGAGACUCAAAUUUACAUUUUGGUCAUCGAAAUAUUGAAUAAUUGUUCCGAGUACUGUUUGAUUUCAUAUGAAUACUUUCUCGGCACCUGGUUACAUGCGCUUGAAUUGAAAACAAAUCCUCGUCCCUGACACUCUGGAAUCAGAUCGUUUUAAAUCUAAAAGAAGUUACAUAAAUUAUACAGCUCCAGUAGAGAAGUUAAACCAGGCAUGUCUUUCCCAGCAAGAACGGGUGAUGAACAAGACAAAAUUUAUAUCAAUGUUGGAGGCAAACAUCAUGAAUCUUAUCUGUCUACACUUCGAAAUAUUCCCGAUACAAGGCUGGCAUGGAUGGCUGAGAGUUUGAUGGCGAAGAAAGAAGAUGGGGCCACGAGAAAGGAGUUGUUUUUUGAUAGACAUCCGGACUUGUUUGGAUUAAUUCUAAAUUACUAUCGCACGGGRAAGCUUCAUGCCCCAAGAGAUGUUUGUGGACCUUUAUUUCAAGAGGAGCUGCAGUUCUGGGGCAUCGAGGAGAAGGAAAUGGAAGCAUGYUGCUGGCCMAAUUAUACACAGCAUAGAGAGGCAGAGAAAAACUUAAAAGAGUUUGUGGGGCCUGAAUUCGAAGAGGAUGAGGGUGACGAAGAGGAAAAUACACGUGACAGACAAAACAGUUUCGGGAGCCUUGAAACAGGGCCUUCACUAUGGAAUCGACUGCAACGUCGAAUAUGGUCUGUUAUGGACGAUGCUUUCUCUUCWGUAAAAGCCAAGAUAUUUGCGAUGGUGUCACUUCUAAUGAUUCUAGUGUCUGUUGUCCUGAUGUGCACUGCUUCAUUGCCAGCCAUAAGGAACGACGAUACGAGAAGAAAAGCCUUCCAGCAAGUCGAGUACUUCUUCUGCGCUUGGUUCACUCUAGAGUUUGUCAUGCGUUUGAUAUUUUGUCCAAACAAGAUAGAAUUCUUUAARCAAGUAAUGACMUGGAUUGACAUUCUUUCUCUUGUGCCUUAUUACCGAAAAAUAUUUUGGUUYAAGUCRGAUCUGGACUUUUUACGGGCUAUAAGACUAAUUCGUCUAUUUCGAGCCUUUCGAUUUUUUACUUUUACAAGUGGUUUGCAGAUCAUUGUGCAAUCGYUGAAAGCAAGCUUCAGGGAAUUAAUGCUUUUAGCUAUCAUUCUUAUUAUUCCYAUUGUCGUCUUUUCGAGUAUUGUGUACGAGUUUGAAAAGACACARCAGCCAGUCAAGUUUAACAGCAUUCCRCAGACAUUUUGGUGGGCGGUCAUCACUAUGACAACGGUUGGCUAUGGUGACAUGUCACCAUUAACCCUGACUGGUCAAUUGAUGGGUAGCAUUUGUGCUAUCUGUGGGGUUUUAAUCAUUGGUCUCCCUGUGUCUGUCAUCGGAAAUAACUUUUCCACAUACUACGAGCAUGCGCAGGCCAGACUUAGYCUGCCAAAGAAAAAAAGACGGCUUAUUAUCGCUGAUAGACUAAAGCUAAUGCAGGGGCAGUCUAAUUCCAGUGCUGAGCGAAUUCAACAAGAACAGGACUCGGACAAAAACGCAGAAUCUGAUGACAGUGCAAUCGACGGAAUGCCGAAGAAUUUCCGAAGAUAUCAUCGUAGAUCUCGGAAUACGAUCUUCGCCCGAGGAGAUGUAUAUAUCGGAGAGAUUAAGAAGCCGAAAGUCCCAGGCUUAGAGACUCAAAUAGAAAAUCCUGGAGAUGAAAGAGUUAUUGAUGACAUGGAAAAAGGAGAAGGAAGUAAGGAACAAGACGUCAACUACAAUAAGAGUUUCAACUUAACAAACAACCCACACGAAAGUGAGGAGAUAGUCGAGGAGGCGAGGAACAAAAGCCUAGAUAUUAAUAACAGAAAACGAAAAUGUGGGGAUACAAAAUCAAUGAUUGAGUUAAAAUCUCUAGACCGACCACCGAAUCGUUCGGAUUCUCCUAGAGCGACCAGCGUUCGAUCAUUUAAGUCACGCAUUUCACCAACACCGCAAGAUAUUGACCCUGACGAAGGUAACGACAAACCUUCACGCAGGUUAAAUAAGUCACUGACAUUACCCCCCCUGACGGUGUUCACCCAUGCUAAAACAAAAAAAGAUGACGAAAGCGACUAUACGGGUGGGUCAAGCGAUAGYGUUCACUCAAAUAAAAACGGUUCAGCACAUCAUAAACCUUGCAAUAGGACGCGAAAUGGACAUCAGAAUGGCGAUGUACCGUUCGGCAGCUGAAUGAAAACGUCACGGAUUUUUACUAAAAUUAUCUUCGAAUAUGGUCGAACUAUGACCGAUAAGAAUUGUGGGAACUCACUUGAUUUGUGUUAUACCGACCGAGAAUCCCAUUAAAAGAGACUUUCCAAGAAUUGCACGAUUGAAAACGUUUUGAUAUCUUUAAAUUAUUAACUACUAGUUAAUAAUAUAUCUUGGGAAAACAAAUCUUAAAGCUCGAGCGUGAAAAAUAUUUAAGAAACUCCCAGAAUUCUUAUUGAUAUUCUUAAUGAUGUUUGACAUGUGAUUAUACUGUCACUAAAAAACUACCAGAAGCUAUUAUACCAUGUCAAGACGUGUUUACUGUAAGAGACACGAAUUUGCUGAAAACGUUGAAUAAUUUAUCUUUUAAUAWCAGGACUACGUUAAAGGAGUACUCUCAUUUCUGRCUGCCUCUCGUUUCUGAUUGGCUGAUGAACCACUAAAUGUGUUUUCAUACUGUGAACCUAAUUUAUGGUCACUGAGGAGAUGUACAACUAAUUAAUUAAUUGCGAAUAUCCGCGCAAUUUUGUCUCCAUCAAAACACUCGUGUUUAUAUGAGUACAUGUUUAAUAGAUCUAUUUUUUAAUGUACUUGCUGUGUGAUGCGAAAAACAAAAUGAAAAUUGCCUUUCAUCGCGAGCGUUAUACAAAAUGAAAUUGCCCAGCUGGCAGUUCAAAUACAACAAAYAUAUGAUAUCAAUUAAUGACAUAUUUAUGCUAAUUUGUUGUUUUAMCAGCUGCUGUAUACAAGACAAUAUUCCAAUGUAUUUUAAUGAUGUUCGGUGUCUUUGUAGCUCUGUUCAGCAUUGCCAACACUGAGGGCCAUUUCAUACAGUGGCAUGAUCAUAGAAGCUCAGAAAAACAAUAGACUUAGGAAUUAAAAGUGAAGUAGAACACAAAACUUAA
Molecule: messenger RNA, 3870 nt
Organism: Exaiptasia diaphana
Lineage: Eukaryota; Metazoa; Cnidaria; Anthozoa; Actiniaria; Aiptasiidae
Product: potassium voltage-gated channel protein Shaw
Exons: 3
Coding region: 950-2947 (665 amino acids)
Biological process (GO): protein homooligomerization; potassium ion transmembrane transport
Cellular component (GO): membrane; voltage-gated potassium channel complex
Molecular function (GO): protein binding; delayed rectifier potassium channel activity
Source: RefSeq, a predicted model, not a curated record